AUGGACGAUUCCGAGCAUUAUCGGCAGCUCAACAACAGCCGGAAGACGCGAGCAGAAAAGUUUCUGCGACACCCGCGUACUCGCUUCCAGUUGCUGACCACGUUGUCCAUUGCCCACAUCAUCGCGCCCAUAGUUCGCCUUCUUUUUGCACUGCAUGACUCGCAGAGCGGCAUGCAGGACAAAUCAGCUUCAGCACCACGCUCCAAUCAUGACAAGCGUUGCAGGAUUCGCCUCUUAUAUAAAAUGAACUUCGCAGAACAAGAAGCUGGUGUUGCCUACACCUUUGCUGAAAUCAAGGUGGCUGCCAACAAGGCAGUUGCGAGACUUUGGUUGUCUUUGAAAAAUGCUACUGCGUCCGUGUUUGCUGCUCCAAUCCAAUUUUGGCCAUCUUCAGAAGCCAAAAGUGCUAUGUGGGAGCAAUUGGCAGAUGAAAUUUUGAGGAACAUUGCAGCGCUGAAAUGGAGGGUGCAGUACCGCUUUCUCCAGCCACCGUUUGACGCCAGCUUUUUCUGCAAGUACGAGACGGUUGGAGACGUGCCGGCUGAUCUCCUUGACACAGCUUUGGGGAAGCUGACAGAAGCCAAGCCAUGUUGUCUUGACCCAUUUUGGGCACUUCCGGUCCAGCAGCAAGUGUUGGCAGUUGAAAAUGAAGAGGACAAGAAGAAACUCUUUUUCACUUUGGUGAAAGACUUUUUUGACGACUACAGACCAUCGAGCCUCAAAGAAGAACAACAGCACAGCGUGCAAAGAAAAGCUGCUGGAGGGCACACUUCCAUGCCGACUUCUUUUGAGCACCAGGCUGCCGCAGGUGUGAUAAGUGAGAUGGGCAAGAACUUCAUUACAAAAGGUGGCCGUGAUUUGACAAAGGCAAGUUCUGACACGCAGGCAGCUGCCAAGAAGGCUCGUGUCAAAAAAGUCAUUCACAAGCGUCCGAUGCAAAGCGGUAGCCCCAUGUUCUACUACAUUGCGCAACAGCGCUCUCUUGGCUUGGGGGGUGGUUGGUCCGACUUGGUUCAACGUUGGAGAUCUCUGGACGCUGUAGCCAAAAAGCACUGGAAGUUUGUGCACUCCAGCUUGACCAGAAGAAAGAGGGCUAGCAUGGCCAGCAUCGCAGAAAACAAAAGAAAUGAUGGGCCACCAUCGGUCCAAACUCCUUGGAAUGUUGUGGAUGAGACUUGGCCCCUCAAGAGCGAUGACCUGGACCAGUAUUUGGCACCUUUUCGAUCAAAGCGAACUGGCAUGGAUGCUUUGCAGAGCUUCGCUGGUCCGGCCCAAUUCGAUGCCGAGAUGAACUGCCAGAAGUACAGGCAGCAAGUGAUUGAUGGUAAGGUGCGUUACCAUUCAAUGUCGGCUGCAUCUCUGGCAAGCAAGGCAGUCAUAGCAGGCAAGAUUUCUGAUGAGACUUUGCGCAGUGUGCCCUCAGCGCAGGAGAUCCUUGAGACACCAAGUCACCAGCAGCACUGCCUGGCCAAGCAUCCUGGCAUGUGCCGGACCGAGCAUGCUGGGCAGAUCAAGAAAAUCAACAAGCUUGUUGCCACUUUCCCUAGGGACUCUUGCAUCAUCCGCUGUGAAUCUGGCCGUGGAAGAUCGCAGAAGGUCGCGUACGCUGCAGUCACUGUAGGAUGCAAAAGGCCACUAAGAACCUUCUUCGUGCCCUUGCUGAUUUCAGAGAAAGCUUCUGUUUCCAAAGCCGCCAACUCUGAGUAUGUCUACAGCGCUGCCAGUGCCAAGAUGCCACAUUUGCUCACUUUGCAGCGCCUCAAACAAGGGUUGAGAGAUUUGGGCAGCUGCGGCUUGUUCAACCAGGUAGAGUGGGCCUUGUAUCUUCUGCACACGGCUGAUGACUGGAGUUGCUUUGUGGUAGAGUCCUUCUAUGAGCGGUUGGACCGCAUCCAUGUGACCAAGAUCAUCAAAGAAUGUCCGAAACAUUCGGAAAUGCCACCACCGUGUGACAAGGGUCCGGAAGAAGGCGGCGACGUUUUUUCUUUUGAUUCUCCUUUGUUGAAGCCUGGCAUUUCUGCCUCGACGGUGGAGUUGUUAGGCAGCCUCUUUAAAAGCCAGAAGGAGAAUGAGGUCCCAGACGGCAACCUGAGCGAUGAGGACCUUGCAGGCCAGAUGGAUGAACAAGACUUUUACGAGGAAGAGUCUGACUUGGAACCUGAUGGUGGUCCUGAACAGCCAGGUGACCGCGUUUCAAACCAGAGGCGGCAUGGCAUGAAGGAUCAGGAGGAAGAUGCGCAAAGCCAAGCUUCCGUUCGUUCUGGGGGCUCCCACAAACCUCACCAAGCAGCCACUGAUACCUCUGUGCUGAGAGAGGUUCUUGGUGACAGGUGGCCAUUGAAGAAGGGCUACACCAUCUAUUUCAAUCGCUUCUAUAGCACAUGGGCUUUGUAUGAGAACCGGAAGUUCGUGCGUGGCUCCUCCGUCAGCCUCCGCAACUACGGAACGCACAAAGGCUUGGCCAAACCACAAGUUGUUGUUUCCCAAGCCCACUUUGCUAGCGCAGUCAGCGCGCAUUCAGAACAGGUUGUUUUUUAA
This is a messenger RNA of Durusdinium trenchii, 2538 nucleotides long. The record is from the annotation of a GenBank genome assembly. Lineage: Eukaryota; Dinophyceae; Suessiales; Symbiodiniaceae.